Messenger RNA from Hyaloscypha bicolor E, 2270 nucleotides. RefSeq lists its product as uncharacterized. Bases 328 to 1851 code for a protein of 507 amino acids. The record is from RefSeq and is a predicted model, not a curated record. The transcript has a single exon. NCBI's taxonomy places the organism in Eukaryota, Fungi, Ascomycota, Leotiomycetes, Helotiales, Hyaloscyphaceae.
AGCCUGAGCUUCAGCUCCAAUCCCAACUGCGACCUCCUCCCAUCCCAUCCCAUCGCCAGGCGCACAAUCUACGAACCAGGGCCACAUAUCUCUGUUGCGUAGCUGCGACUGGCCGCCAAUUGUGCGGCCAUCUCCCAACGUAUCGCUUCCAAGUUUUCGUCUUCCUCGCCAUCGACUGGCUGAGCCGCACCAUCAGCCUCGGCCUCUUCACCGCAUCAUCCUGACUCCCACAACCCAUCAGCCUCACCAGAUCAGAUCACCACAUCUCCCGAAUGCCCUCCUCCAUCUCGCACAUCGCCAAAUGAACCCCUUACGGUCUUCAGCACGAUGACGAACUCUCCGAAUGCGAUGCCUGGCGCAUUCAACUUCCAUCCUCGCGAGCCCGCGGCGCCUCGCCUCUCAGGCGCGAAAUCCCACAUCUUCCAACCCCCACGCACACCGAGCGCAUCUGCUUCGAGCAGUCUGAUAUUGACGAGGAGUACACAAAGCAUAAUGAGCCUAUCUUCGACCGGCGAUGCAGGACGCCCGAAAUUUGCUCCAAGAAAACGAACCUUGGAGGACUAUAAUGGUGGUAAUGAGACGCCGAGAAACAAUAGUGAUGGAUAUUUUGGAUGGGGAACAAACGGAAAUGCAAAUGGUUUUGGAUUAGAUGGGGCAGCGGAAGGAGGAGAAGGCUGGAUGCCAUCAAGUCCACAACUAUUCGUGAACACGAGAUACGCGCUGGCUGGUGGAAUGGACACACCUUCCCUAGCAGCAGCACGGGACGCCGAGCUAGGCACGGAAUCUUACAACGACGUUGGCUACCGAAAAUCUCUCGGCGAUGACGACCGCCCUACAAUGACGGGGAGAGGACUCUUCGGUGAGCAUGAAGAUCCUUCCCACUUCCCAAUGGAGCAAGACUUUGGAAGGGAGGCAAAUGGAAGAGGACGGUAUGGCGAUAGUCCGCGCACGGCAGCUUGGUCCAAGACUGCGAUAUCUGUUGCUGGGGCGGUGGUAGGCAAGGUGUGGGAGUUCUGCAGGAAUAGCACUACGAUAUUUAGUGGGUUCCAUGCUGGUGGUGGGACGGGCUAUCGACUUAAUCCUGAGGACACGGCGAGAAAUUUCGAGGUUAUUGAGGAGGAGAAGUACGGAUAUGAGAGGGAAUCGACGCCUCUCCCUGGCCAAUUCCCUCAAGAAGAUCUGGAUUUCAUUCCUAAUUAUAUGGAUAACCCAACUCCCGAUAACACCCCCCCUCGCCCCUCGAAACGUCGACAAGUUUCUUAUAACAGCAAUCCUACUCCCAACGAGAACGAAUUGGCAAAGAACUGGGUCGUCGUACCGCCUCCUCCUGCUACAUCCACACCAUCGAAAACACAAAGAAGUGCCGGGGUAGCAAGAUACAGCAUGCCGACCUCUUCUUCCUCAGCACGUCGUUCCGUCCCGGCAAAUACUUCCCGCCCUGCAUCCCGUGCAGCAUUCAGCACCGCGCCCCGCGUCAAAUCUGGCUUCACCUCUCGCGUUUCGCACGCUGGAUCUCCAGCUCUCAAUCCUGCUCGUGGAGCAUCAUAUGCUUCUCCUCGCCACUCACCACAAACUUCCAUCUCAGGGUCAAGGAUUCCAAUCACCGCCACAGCUAAUGGCAGAAUGGGUAGUCCAACUAGGGCGGGAGUCGGAGCAGAUAGCCCAGCGGCAAAAGAAGCAGCGCGAUGGGCGGCGCUGAAGCGGAAAGAGGAGCGAGAGCAAGAUGAGAGUAUACGCCGUCUGGAUCGACAACUCAAAGAUCUUAUUCGAGAAGGCAAGGAGGCGUUGGGCACGAAGAUUGAGGUGGAGAUCGAAGACGAUAUACCAAAGAGCAAAAAAUGGGCGUUCUGAGUCUUGCGAGGAACAGUCGAAAAUGUGAUUACCCGUCAUUAUCAGCGUUUCCCUCCUCAAAGUGGUGCAUCGACUCAAGUGAGCAAUAAUCUGUGGAGGAUACUAUGGAUGAGAAAAAGGGGUGGCAGUUGUUUGUGUAAAGUGUAAAGGGAUUUUCGAUUCUUUGCUUAUAUGUUCGGUGGAUUUUGGCGCCUCUGGAUGGAUGGAGAUAUUGUUCUUUUGUGAUAUUGGAGGAGGAGUUUGGCGCAAAUCAAAGAUACCAUACGAUACCAUUCUUUGAGGACGAGAGGAGCGAUGUCUCCAGAGAUGAAAGCAGCAUUUGGUGUUGAUGUUGAUUAGCACUCAACACUGGGCGCCGAACUGGACAUAACAGAGAUGAGAUGUGAUUCUUUACAUUGUCUUGAGUGUCUGCUGAUACG